Molecule: messenger RNA, 1817 nt
Organism: Drosophila takahashii
Lineage: Eukaryota; Metazoa; Arthropoda; Insecta; Diptera; Drosophilidae
Product: xaa-Pro aminopeptidase 3
Cellular component (GO): mitochondrion
Molecular function (GO): metalloaminopeptidase activity; manganese ion binding
Source: RefSeq, a predicted model, not a curated record
GCACCAUUAUAUAUAUGUACUUAUUUGACUUACUUGUUGGUUCAUAUUGUUUGUACGACGACUGAAGAAUGUUCUUUCAAUAUUGUAAAAUGAUAAAAGGUGUUUCGUAUGGAUAGUUUCUCUUUCUUAUACAAAUAUACGGAUCUUUUAGUCAACCGUACUAAAGGAGAUCAGAGAACCCUAUUGAACAACUGUCUCACAAAGUACCCUCUUCCUUCAACCUGUCUGCUUCCAUUGAAUCUUCAAUGCUGCGUUCCCUUAGAAAUUUUAAGUAUUUAGCCCGACGUGACGUGCGUCGCGGAUGCUCCGUGGUGGCCACUUCGGAUCGGAGUGAUGUCCAUCUGGUGCUGCCCACGCUCAUGUCCUCCGAGUUCGCCAAGAGAAUCCGACCUCUCCCAGUGCCCGAACUAAUAGAUAGGUUUUCCCGCGACGCCCCAGGCGGUCAGUUUCCAACCAUAACCGAGUAUCUGCGAAGCGAUCCGAGAUCCGAAGAGGUUCUGUUGCCCGAGGAGAUCGAUUUGCACCGAACAAUGGCCUUGGAUGAUCUCAAUGCUUAUAUGCAUGCUAAGGACGCUUUUAAGGAACCUCAGAGAAAGAACCGAAUAUUUGCCCACGUUCUCGUGGUGGCAGGUGCUGAAUCAUUAAGGAGAUGUCCAUUCCGACAAAGAUCCGAGUUCCUCUAUCUCUGCGAUUGCUUGAGACCAGGAGCGGCCUUGGUGCUCCACCGCAGCCGAAAGCAAAAGUCUGGUGCGCUGCUCUUCCUGCCCGAAGAGGUGGACUCCCAAUUGUCCACAAUCUAUAGCCACAUGCAUCAUGUGGACGACGUUUUGCCCCUCGCCAUGCUAAAGAAAAGUUUGCUCUGGCUGCUAAAGGAUCAAUCGCCUGAGUUAUGGCACUCUUUUCAGACCUCAAGUUUAGUUAGCAGGAUAGUCCAGGAGGCGGCCGAUGAGGCUAGGACACCUUUAAGUAACCCCCGAUACAUCCUGCAGUACACACGCACCGUUAAGACAUCCCGGGAGCUGUGUGCCCUGCGUCGGGCCAACGAAAUUGCCGCGGACUCCUUGGCAGAAAUGAUGGCCCAGCACCAUCGCAAUUCCCACAAUUUAUCCACCUUUUUUGACUACAAGUGCCGUCUGCGAUACGCCCAUCCGGAUGAGGCCAAAGCCUCCUGCUUACUAGAUAACAAUGGAUUGUGGCAUUUGGAUGCUGGUUGCCAGUACGGCGGCUACGAAGGCGGACUGGCCAGAUGCUGGCCGAGCUCAGGCAGGUUCACUCCACCCCAGAAAAUGCUUUAUGGUGCUCUCCUCGACAUUCGUCGCGAUCUGUGCGCGUUGAUACAGUCCGCUGGAAGUGAAGGAGCUGUUCGCACACCUCUAGAACUGCAUGCCGCUUACCUAAUCCUUCUAGCCCGGCAUCUCAGGGAGCUGCGGGUGUUGCCCAAAGGGGAAAGGAGUCCCGCUGAGACAGUCGAGGUGGCUCGCCACUACAACUGUUCUCCAGUUGUCGUCUCCCACGUGGGUCUUGGUAAAAGGGACACCAGUCGGAGACUCCUCGACUAUCCCUUUGCACCUGGGAACGUCGUUUCGCUGCGCCUGUCCAUCUCGAUUCCCGACGACUGCUGUCGCGCUUACCCCGAGUUCCGGGGCAUUCUUUGCCAGCUCGGCGACACCUUGCACAUCGGAGAUGACUAUUCCGUGGAGGUACUCACUGCAGUCUGUCCCAGCGAACCCCAAGCGAUCGAAGCAUGCAUACCCGCCGGUCGAGCCAGAUCCCUAAGAUUGCUAGCUGGCGGGGAUCAGGGUGGAUCACCAGCAUGA